AAUCGCACCCUGAUGUUUUCUCGUGCAGCGUUUAUUUCUUGGUUGUUGGCGGUGCCACUGGCAGCAGCUUCGCCCGCCUGCCGUUGCUUCCCCAGCGAUGCAUGCUGGCCAUCGAACAACGUCUGGUCCCAAUUCAAUAAGACCAUUGACGGACGCCUCGUGAAGACUGUCCCGCUUGGUGUGCCCUGUCACGCCCCGAACUACAAUGCCGAGACGUGCGAGGUCCUGAAGGAUGGAUGGUUAUUGCCAGAGGAACACUAUGAAUCUUCUUCUUCGGUCAUGGCCCCAUUCUUUGCCAAUGGUACAUGCGAUCCCUUCCACCCUGUCUCGAAGCCAUGCACGAUCGGCAACUAUGUGCAAUACAGCGUGAAUGUCACCACCCCAACUCAGAUUUCCAAAGCUGUGAAGUUCGCGACCAAGUAUAAUAUCCGUCUGGUCAUUCGGAACACAGGCCACGACUACAAUGGCAGAUCCACUGGUGCGGGUGCACUCGCAAUCUGGACGCACCACCUGAAGGACUUGGAACUUCACUCGUACAAGGAUGCCCACUACAGCGGCAAGGCCAUUACCAUGGGCGCUGGAAUCCAGGGAUUCGAAGCGUAUGAGAUUGCCGAUGCCAACGGCUUACAAGUUGUCGGGGGUGGUGGCCACUCAGCCCUUGCAUCUCGUUAUGGCCUCGGUGCCGAUCAAGUACUGAAAUGGGAGGUCAUUGAUGGCAAGGGAAACUUCAUCACGGCCACUCGCGACAACAAGUACUCCGACAUUUUCUGGGCUCUCAGUGGUGGUGGCGCCGGUACCUAUGGAAUCGUCUAUUCGCUGACCUCCAAGGCGCACCCAGGCACUCCCGUCUCUGGAUUCAACCUGACUUAUACGAAUGCGAACAUCAGCCAGGAUACCUUCUAUCGUGGUGUUGAGCUCUACAACACCUAUUUGGCCGAUAUCGUCGACGCCGGCGCCAUGAGCGUCUGGUACUACACCAACACUAGCUUCAUGAUCUCUCCAAUCACUGCGCCGAAUAUCCCUGUCGCAAAGUUGGUGCAGAUGCUCAAGCCUUUCCUCAAUGGCCUGGACAAGCUUGGCAUUGAGUACACUUCGACGGCCAGUCAAUAUGAUAGCUACUAUAGCCAGUUUAAGGACAUGCAAGGCACCAUCGAGGUUGGAACAGCACAGUACGGCGGUUGGUUGGUCCCACGAUCUGUUGUCCAGAAAAACAACAAGGCCCUGGUGGACGCCUAUCGCUACAUCAACGAGAACGGCGGCACUUUCAUUGGCGUUGGCCUAAGCGUUGCAAAGAAAGUCUCGGGGGACGUUUAUAACGCCGUUUUGCCCGCUUGGCGUGAGGCGCUCAUCGACACCACCCUCACCACACCGUGGGAGUGGGACGAUCCCGCUCUGAUGCUGGAGCGCCAGCGCAAGAUGACCGAAGACUUCAUCCCACGACUGCGAGCGUUGUCCCCGGACUCUGGUGCUUAUAUGAACGAGGGUGACUUCCGCCAGCCCGAUUUCCAGAAGGUCUUCUAUGGCGAGAACUAUGCCAAGCUCCAGAAGAUCAAGGCCAAGUAUGACCCCAAUGGCAUCUUCUACGCCAGAACUGCCGUCGGCUCGGAGGCGUGGACGGAGCUUGAAAAUGGCCGACUGUGCAAGACUGGAAAUUAA
Penicillium manginii is the source of this 1656-nucleotide messenger RNA. RefSeq names its product FAD-binding oxidoreductase. The annotation marks the transcript as partial. The transcript has 4 exons. Gene Ontology annotation, molecular function: FAD binding; oxidoreductase activity. NCBI's taxonomy places the organism in Eukaryota, Fungi, Ascomycota, Eurotiomycetes, Eurotiales, Aspergillaceae. The record is from RefSeq and is a predicted model, not a curated record.